This is a messenger RNA of Phodopus roborovskii (desert hamster), 23899 nucleotides long. RefSeq names its product mucin-16-like. NCBI's taxonomy places the organism in Eukaryota, Metazoa, Chordata, Mammalia, Rodentia, Cricetidae. The record is from RefSeq and is a predicted model, not a curated record.
AUGGGCCAGGAGGACCUGGCACAUCGAUGCAGACACCUGCUGACUCUGGCUGCCAGUCUUCUCCUCACCUAUGGGCCAGCAUCAACAUUACAAGAACCACAUAGUUCUACUGGAUUUAUGGCUUCAGUGGUCAGAACAACACCGGGGACAAGUACAAGAAUGUUGGACACACGCACAGCAGUGACCACUUCUACUUUAUAUUGGAGAAGUAGCAUUCCUUCCAAGUUGGCCACUCUAAAAGUCACAAGAAAGUCACAGAAAGCAGUGAACAGCAUGGAGUCCACCAGUUCUGCUCCCCAUAUAUCAUUUGAAUCAGUUGUACCUAAAACCACAUUGUCCACCUUGAUCCCUGAAGCCACAGGGAAGAGCACUGUUUCUGUCUCAGUGAAUACAUCUAAUUCUACAAGGAUUGACACACAUAAUGGGGCUGAAUUAAAUAGCACUGCAUUGUCAGACACAUCCACAACUGUUACUAUGAUGGAAACGAACAUGCCUGAAGUGAUUUCAACCACAGAACAUACUCCAAGCUCCACUAAAAUAUUCUUUAUUGAUUCUGUUCUUGUAUCCAGGACAGAAACUACUAACAACACAUCCUAUUCAAGCCCUCAUCAGCCAAUCAAGCCAGAAGAAACAUCCAGUGAAAUGUCCACUGGGUCACCAAACUCUAUCACCAGCACAGAGAUUACCACUAAUCAGUCAGGACAUGAUAUAACCUCAAACAUGCUCUUCUCCCAAGGCACACCAGAAAAUUUCUCAGUUCCCGGAAUGCUCUCCAGUGUCUCUCAGAGUUAUCCAUUAUUAGAGAAAUCCACUUUUCUCAGCACAAGUUAUAAUGCUCCAUCUAAGACAAAACCCUCAGCACUGGAACAUUCCUGGGGAACUACAGUCAGAACAAGCUCUUCAUCACCUGUUAAUUCCACAUCAAAAAGGCAUAGUCACUCUUUUGCAGGUUCUAUGAACUCACCCCUAGUAGUGACAUCAAAUGUGGUGACUUCUGAAAGCACAUCAACCACUGCUUCAAACAGAGAGACCCAGCACACUGGAACACAGACAUUUCUACUUUCAGAAUCUAUAGGCCAUUCUACCAGUUCUCUAUCCCCAUCAUGGACUCAUUCAACUUGGAAGGGAUCCAGGUCUGCGAAGUCAUCAACACCUAUACCUGAAGCACCCUCACAUUCUCCAGUUCCUGCCAGUGCAGACAAAUACAGCACCAAUUCUCCUGUUUCUAUCACCUCUGUCUUCACAGUUUCUAAGAACCUAAUCCCUACCAAAUUAUUUACAACCUCAGGGUCAGUGACUCUUUCCAUACCAAGCUCCAACACUGAACUCUCCAAAAUCUCACAGACAACCUCUGUUUCUUCACCCACACCAGUGAAGAACAUAGAAGAUAGGACUUACACAUCCCAUGCCCAACACAACAUCAUGCCUACAUCAGUCUCACCUGAAAAGGAAUCUUUCACAACCAAUUUGUCCACCAUGGAACAUACCAGACAUUCACCUUCACAGCCAAUCUCAUCUGAAAGUGCAGAGAUUGAGACAGGCACAGCUUCCUCCCAGAGAACAGCAUGGGCAGAUUUCAGUACAUCUAAAGACAUAAAUUCAACCACAAAACACAGUACAAGCCAAAGUGAACUGCCCACUAGCCCUUCUCUUUUUCAGUUUAGGACAGGAAUCCUGUCUGCUGACCACACAUUGCUGUCAGUCCCUCAUCAGUCAACAUCAGAAGAUACUUCCAUUGGAAUCUCCACCAGUCUCCCUACCUCCACCAUCAGUACAGAAACCAAGGAGAUGACAAGCAGAUCCACGGGACAUUCUCCAGUUACAUCAGACAUUUUGACUUACCCAGACACAUCCUUGGUCAAAGACAUCCACUCCAGUGAAAUGCAUACAUUUCCACAUUCAGAAUCCGUAGUUCCUAUCAACAGUCCUGCUUCAGCCUCAUGGACACUUACUCCUGAGAAAGGAUCCAUAUCUACAGAUUCCACAACAAUACCAGAGUUGCUUUCACUGACCCCUGAUGCUUCCUUGACAGAGAGACACAGUAUUCGCCCUCCUGUUUCUGUUGCUUCUGUUUUCACAGUUACCAAGUAUCUGUUUCCAACAGCUUCUCACACAAGUGCAGAUCCUGUGACAGCGUACAUUCCAAGCUGGAGCAGCAUCUCUCAGCCAAGGUCCAAAAUUGCGCAUUAUUCCCAAACCUCACAAAAGAGUAAGUUUUCCUCAGUUACACCAGGGCCAAAAAUGGAAGCCAGCAGUUCUGGAUCCCAAUUCAAAUAUACGAAUACACCUACUUCAGUGUCAUCUGAAAAUAAAGCUUUCACCACUACCCUUCCUACCGCCCACAUAUCCACUCUUUCACCUACACAAUCAACACUAUUUGAUAAUGAAAAGAUUGGGACACAGUCAUUUACCCUCUUGACCACACAGACACAAGCUAAUAUACCUGAGAAGGUGUACUCAAGCACAGAUUUCAUUAGUAGCCAUUCUGAAAUGCCUUAUAGUUCCUCCCUUCCUGUAUCCAGAACAGUAUCCAUGUCUCUUGAUAAUACAACACUUCCAACACUUCAGCAGUUUACAUCAGAAGAUACAUCCAGUGGAAUUGUCACCAAACUCUAUGGAUCCAACAUCACAGAAUCAGAAGAAUUAUCUACCAGCAAGAUUGGGGAUUCUAAAGUAACAUCAAACAUGGUCCUCUCCCUGGAAGCAUCACCUAUGUCUUCAGUGUCUGACAAUAUCACUAGUUUCAUUCCAACUUCCCUAGUCACAGAGACAUCCACAUUUCUAAGCCAAAGUUAUGAAGUUCCAUCAAUUGCACCUUUUCCAGACCUGAAAGGAAGCCAACCUGCCAAUUCUCCAGGAUAUCAUGAUGGUCCUACUUUAACCUCCCCUAUUAAUUCCACAGCAGAACACAGCACCCCAUCUCCUAGUUCUGUGAUCUCUGCCUUCACCUCUUCUUCUAGGGAGGCAAUCACAACUUGGUUGGAAAUACAUAAUUUGUCUACUUCAUUUCCAAAUUGGAGCAGUAGUAUGCCUUCAAGCCAAGAGACUUCACAGGUCACCGAAUUCUCACAGACAAGCUCUGAUUCCUCUCUUAAAGCAAAAACAGUUAUGGAAGCCAGAAGUUCCAUACCCCAAUCCAAGUUCUCCAUUUCAGAGUCCAUGGCAACUGAAAGAAUCUCCACCAAAAGCCCUCUUUAUGUCUCAGCAUCAGAAGACAUCAUGCCUGGAAGCAGUCCCAGACAUAUUACCUUUCCUAGCACAAAAGAAGAGUUACCUGUCAUCUUUGAAGCAGGUAAUUCUGGGUCUUUAUUAUAUUAAACCCUGUCCAGGGACACUGCAACCUCUACUUCUAUGACACAAUUUUCUUCACUGGAGCCUCAAACAUCUCCAUAAUUAGCACUGAUAUCUGAACCUAGUGGUCCUGAGGAACAGUCACAUGAAAGUUCUUUACUCAAAGAAAAACACAGCUCUUCAGAUUCAACACCAACUAUGAUUGAGAAAAACAUACCUUCACCAGUCACUCCUACACCACAAGCACAAAAUGUCUCUUCCCUUGCUUUUGUGGCUGCACUUGUAACUGCUGUCAAAGACAAAAAUCUAGUUUCUGGGAGUACCCCAAUCCAAGGCCUAGAUAACACAGGGCUUUCAACUCUAAGUCCUUCAUACAACAUAAGAAACAUAAAAAAAGGUCACAUAUUCUCAAAAAGUCCAGAAAGCAGAGUAGAAACCAAUAGUCCCAGAGUGCAUCCCCAAGGUACUCUCCUAGAUAAUUCAGUCCUAUCAAGACUAACAACUGUAAUUAUGACCUCACAAAACAAUGGAUGGGAUGCACCAUUUUCCACACCAAUAUUCUUAUCUAAAACUGCACACAGAGAAACUCAGAAAGAUUUCCCCCUAACUUCAGUAAAACAAGAAUUCACCAUGCCUGAAAAUACUAACUUGAUGACAAAACCUAGUUCUGAUCUUUUCACAGUGCCUACUAGGAUUUCCACCGGUCUUUCAAGAACAGAAGCUAACUCAACUGAUAGACUAUCUGUUUCAAGUUCAACGCUCCUCACUAAGACAACAGACAUCUCCACAGGAAAUAGUUCUAGUAUCUAUACACUUUCCAUCCCAAAUAUUGACAUGAAAAAAGUAAUUAAUGCUACAGAAUCAUCCAAAAUCACCACUGUCUGGAACACCUCAGGUACUAUUGCUGAUACCCAGGCCCUUUCUACUGUAACUAAGACAGUUCUCCAAGUACACUCCAUGACUCUUCCCAACAGUUCUGAGUCACUGUCAUGGACAGACUUCCCAUCCCAUGAAGCACCCUCCUCUGUGAAUUCUGCAGAAAUAUAUCAGACAACAUCACAUUUCCCUGCUACUUCCACAUCAGAAGGACAAAGUCUCUCCUCUACUGCUUCGAUGGCCUCCACAUUCUCUUCUAAGGAAACAACUGCAAAGGACACAAACUUAGCUUCUCUUACAACUUUAUUUCCAAGCUGGAAAAGCAGUGAGUUAGCCAUUUCAAAGGAUACAAGAACCUCACAAACAUCUUACAUGUUCACCAGAAGUGAAGUAACUAGUGAGGAUAUAAGCACUUCUGGACCCCAGUUUCAAAACACUGUAUCAUUGGAUGCUGUUUCACAUGAUGGGACUGCCUCAUCUUUGUUGACAUCACCAACAAAGACUUCACUUUCUUCUGCUUAUUCUCUAUCACCACAGAGUUCAAACUCUAUUUCUUUACCUGAGAUGUCAUUUCUCACCUCUGAAUUCUCUAAGACAACAGACACAUUGGGUAGAAGCUUGGAUACUGGAACAAGUUUGCCUCCAAAUUUGAGCAGCACCUCACUUGAAAUAUUUGGCUUACCUGAAGUUAAUACUGAUACAGAAAAAUUUCAUUCUUCCUCAAAAUUUGAAGUAACAAGCAUGAAGACCAUCAGUACAGGACAUGAGCUAAGUUCCACUGUACCAACACCCCCUGAGUCAUCCAGGGAUACCUAUACAGUGGGUACUUCUUACAUUUUGGUGUCUUCUAUGUCCACAUCAUUGCCUGCCUAUUUAGAGACUACAAGGUCUGAUACUGAGCAAGUUUCCCAUUUGACUACUGGAUUGAGAGACAUUAGCAUAUCCCUACAAACAAACAUACCUUCAGCUCCUUUGUCCACUCCUGUGCCAAAGUCUGAGACUGCUGUCACUUCUGCUAUGAGCAUAUCAACUCCAUAUCAGACUCCAUCUUCAAAGUUUACUGAAAUUCCAUUAGAAACAGUCACCAUCGUACAUCCUUAUUUGUCUACUAUAGAAUCUACUGUGGCAACAUCCUUCUCAGAAUCCAAUUUUUCUAUGCCUUCAUCAGAAAGUACUCAUGUUCCUAGAACUAAUAUACUACCUACAGAUGAGACCACUCUUAUUGAAACAACAACCCUUUCUCCAACAGAAGAAAUGCCUCCAUUUGCCAUAACCAGCACUGCAAAAGGCAACUCAGCUAUGAAUUUGAGCAGUCCUCAUUCUGUAACACAGUCAAGCCAUGUUGAUGUUUUGGUUUCAACCACUACAGAAAAACUUCCUUCUUCAACUUCUACACCAGUGCUCUUUUCUGCAUCCACUAGCACUGACUUUACAUCCAUCCCAGCUCUCCAUGGGAUUCCUCUUUCAGAAACAGAAGAUGGCAUUCAGUCCCACACAGAGACACCUGAUGGAACUACCCGUGGAAACACAACAAGCCUAGGAAAGGCCCCUCUGGCUUCUAUAUCACUUGCUAGCCCUAAAGAGCCAUCCACAGAAGCAGCAGCAAAGGAGGAUACCACCACCACAGCUCUGAAGUUUACUCCCAGUGCCACUUCAACUACCAAAAUCUCUACUACAACUUCAAAACCCUUGAUUCACCUCAAGACAGCAGAGAAAACAGGCAACAUAAAUGCAACAGAGAUGAUUAUCACAGCCUCAGAUGCUUCCCACACUUUCCUAGGCAUAGCAGCAUUAUUUUCCACAGGCUCUGGAGAAAAUGCCAGCCUGGUCCUCAGUACAAGACCAUCUUUUUACAGUACAGAAUCAGAGAGCACAGCUUCAUGGAGCUCCAGUCUUAGGACAGAGACCAGCCCAGAUGUUUAUCCUUUACACAUCUCGUCUGGUGAGUCUGAAUCAGUCUCAUUGGUCACCCAUCCUUUAGAGAUUACUUCAGCUGUUGCCAAUAUAAACCAGAAUGGUUUUCAAGAUGAAUCGGAUUCCAUAGUGUCCACAGCCACCACUCCCAGAGAAGAAGCCAGUUCAGACAUUCCAGCAGCAGCAGUUUCUCCUCUUAUACCAAAUUUGGCUGCUAUUGAACAAGAAGCCAUAUCAUUUGCUCCAACUAUAUCUAUCUCAAAUAGUAUUCCAAAUAUGGUAACACUAGACGGUCACAGUUCUGAGGAAGAUGCAAGAACAUCUAAACCAAUUACCAAAAUUUCUCUGAUCUCUCAUGCUUGGGAAAAGACUAGUUCACCUAUAUUUACUACUACUGUCUCUCCAGGAGUAACAGAAAUAAGGAGACCACUGUUCACUAGCUCUGAGACAUGGAUAGAUAAAAGAAAUCAAACUAUUUCCCCAGGUCAACCAGAGACCACAACCUCAUGGACUAUGAAUCCUGGAAUAGAAGUGAUUUCAAGGGUGAAACCUACAACCAUCUCACCUAGUGUUUUAGACACAGUGACCUCGAAAUCUGUGAGCCAAACUCCUAAACUACAGAACACAAUUUCAUUAGUAACUGAUGUUGGGGAAGUAUACAGUUCAGCCAUGUCUACUCUGGCUGACUUUGCAGGUAAUACAGAAGUAACCACAUCAAUGAUCACUAACUUAGGUUCAGAAAACCAUGCAACAACUUCAACUCUACCCUUUUCUUCAGGCCCACCAGAGACAACAAUAUCCUGGAUGAACAAGCUUAAAAAAGAAGCCACUUCAGGGGUUAUAAUGACAAAUUCAAAACCUAGUGUUACAGACAUGAUGACCUCAACAAUCAUGAACCACACCCCUUCUGAAGCACAGAACACAACACCAUUGGCCACUCAUGCUGGGAAACAACACAGUUUGGACAUGAAUAGCAUGGUAGUCACUCAGGGUAUAACAGAAAUGACAUCACUUGUCAACAGCUCUGGCAAAGAAAGCCAUGCAGUACCUACAAAUAUGGCUUUAAUCCCUAUACAACCAGAGACCACAACAAAUGGGAUAACCCAUCCUACAAUAGAAGACAUUUCAGGGAUGUUAUCUACAAGCAUAUUACCUACUGUGCCAACUAUUAUUCCUUCUGAACCAGAUACUGAAGUUUCAUUGGUCACCAACAUUGGGAAACAGUCCAGUUCAUCCAGGUUUACAAGGCCUAUCUCUGCAAAUAUAACAAAAAUGAUACCAUCACUCCUUAAUACCUAUAACACAGAAAAGUAUUCAGUGUCUUCAACACUGGAUGUUUCACUAAGUCAACCAGAGAACACAGACCCAUGGCUCACUCAUUCUGGAAAAGAAGCCACACUAGGGGUCUUAACUACUACCAUUUCAGCUGGUAUCCCAGAAAUGAUCACUUCAACAAAUUUUAUUCCUUCUGAACCACAUACCACACGUUCAUUAGUCACCCACAUUUGGGAACAGCCCAGUUUAACCAUGUCUACAAGGUCAGUCCCUCCAGGUAUAACAGAAAUGAUACCAACACUUGUCACCAGUUCAGGCACAGAAAGCCAUUCCCUGACUUCAACACGAAUUGUUUCUCCAGAUAAACCUGGGACCAUAGGUUCAUGGGUCACCAAUCAUGAAAAAGAAGGCACAUCAGAGAAUCUAAGUACAACUAUAUCAACUGCUAUUCCAGAUAUAAUGACCUCAAUGACUCUGAACUACACUCCUUCAGAACCACAGACCAAAGCACCAUUGGUCACCUAUGCUGGAAGACAUCCUAUUUCAUCUAUGUCUACCCAAGCUGUCUCUUCAGAUAUAACAGAAAUAAUGCCAUCUCAAGCCACUAAUUCUAGCACAGUGACACAUGAAGAUAGCUCCACUCUACUUGUUUCCCCACUGCAAACAGAGUCUACAGCCUCAUGGACAACUCAUAUGGAAAGAGAAACCACUUCAGAUAUUCUAAAUACUACCAUUUCAGCAAGUGUUCUAGACCUUGUUACUUUCACAUCUCUUAUUCCAUCAGAAACACAUUCCACAGUUUCAUCUGUUACCCACAUUGAUGAACAGCCCAGCUCUGCCAUCUCUACUCUGGCUGUCUCUCCAGGUAUAACAAAAAUGAUACCAGCACUGCUCCCUAGCUCUGGUACAAAACACAUUUCAACAGCUACAAUUCUGGCAGUUUCCAUAGGUCAACCAGAGACCACAGAUUCAUGGGUCACCCAUCCUGUAAAAGCAGUCACUUCAGACAUUUUUUCUAAAACCAAGCAACCUGUUGCUCCAGAGAACAUAACUGAAACAAGUCUGCUGAGCAUUCCUUCUGAAACACAGACCAUAAUAGGAGUUUUUACCCAUGCUGAGGCACAACCCAGUUCAUCGCUGUCUACUCUGACUGUCUCUUCAGGAGUAACAGAAAUGAUGAAAUCCCAGGCCACCACUACUGGGACAAAGACACAUAAAACAAGCCCACCUGUAUUUGUUCCCCCAGGUCAAACAGAGACCUCAUGGACAACUCAUGCUGAAAGGGAAGAAAUUUCAGUUGUUCUAAAUACCACAAAUUCAACUAGUGUUUCUGACCUCCUUAAUGACACAACUCUUAUUUCUUCUGAACCACAUUCAACAGUUUCAUUUGCUAUUCACAAUGGUGAACAGUUCAAUCCAGUCAUGCCUACUCUGGAUUUCACUGCAGGUGUAACAGAAAUGACUCCAUCACUGGUUACUAAGUCUACUACACAAAACAAUUUACCAGUUACAACUCUGGAGGUUUCCACAGAACAAACAGAAAUCACAACUCUAUGGGUCACCCAUCUUGGAAAAGAAGGCUUUUCAGGGGAUUUAUCUACAACCAUAUCACCUAGUGUUUCAGACACAAUGAACGCAACAACCCUGAAGCACACUGCAUCUGAAACACAGUUUAUAACAUCAUUGGUCACCCCUGCUAGUGGACAUCCAAGUUCAUCCAUGUCUACUCAGUCUUCCUCUUCAGGUUUAACAGAAAUGACACCAUUACUAGUCACUAGCUUGGGUACAGGAAGCUAUGUGAUCACUUCAACUCUGGAUGAUUCUAUGGGUCAGACCACAUCUGCAUUGGUCACCCAUCCUGAAAGAGAAGCCACACCAGGUGUUCUAACAACCACCAUUUCAACUGGUGUCCCAGAAAUGAUGACAGCAAGAACGCUUAUUCCUUCUGACCCACAUAACACAAUUUCAUUGGUCACCCACAUUGAAGGACAGCCCAGUUCAACCUUGUUGACAAAGCCUGUGUCUCCAGGAUUAACAGAAAUUAUACAAUCACUGGUUACCAAGUCAAGCACAAAGAGCCAUCCUGUAACUUCAACUCUUUGUUGUUCCCCAGGUCAACCAGGGACCAUGGGGACAUUGGUCACUCGUCCAGGAAAAAAAGAUACUUCAGGGGAUUUAUCUACAACCAUCUCAACUAGUGUUCCAGAAAUGAUGACCUCAACAACUCAGGACCACUUUGAAAUACAGACCAUAGCAUCAUUGGUCACUCAUACUGGUGGAUAUCCCACUUCAUCCAUAGCUAUUCAGGGUGUCUCUUCAGGGGUAACAAAAAUGAUGCCAUCUCAGGCCCCUAGUUCUAGCACAGUGACACAUAAAACUAGCCCAGCUCUAUUUGUUUCCCAGAUUCAUAGUGAGUCCACAGCCUCAUGGACCACUCACAGGGAAAGAGAAGCCACAUCAGGUGUUCUAAAUACCACCAUUUCAGCCAGCGUUCCAGACUUAGUUACUUCCACAACUCUUAUUCCUUCUGAACCACAUUCCACAGUUUCAUUUGUUACCCACAUUGGUGAACAGCUCAGUUCAUCCAUGCCUACUCCAGUUGUCUCUCCAGGUAUAACAAAAAUUACACCAUCCCUGAUACCUAGCUCUGGAACAAAAAACAUUUCAACAGCUACAACUCUGGCAGUUUCCCAAUAUCAACUAGGCACCACAGGUUCAUGGGUCAGCCAUUCUGGAAAAGAAGGUUCUUCAGUUCUAUCUACAACCAUAUCACCUAGUGUUCCAGACAUGAUGACCUCAACAAGUCUGACCAGUACUCCUUCUGAAUCACAGACCAUAACAACAUUGGACACCCAUGCUGGUGGACAUCCCAGUUUAUCCAUGUCUACUCAGUAUGUCUCAUCAAGAGUAACAGAAAUGACACCAUCACUAGACACUGACUUGGGCAUAGGAAGUUAUGCAGUCACUUCAACUCUGGAUGUUUCCAUAGGUGAGCCUGAGACCACAGCCACAUUGGUCACCCAUCCUGAAAGAGAAGUCACAUCAGGGGUACCAACUAAUAUCAUUUCAACUGGUGUCCCAGAAGUGAUGACUAAAACAACUCUUAAUCCUUCCGAAUCACAUAAUACACUUCCAUUGCUCACCCACAUCGAGGGAGAGCCCAGUUCAACCUUGUCUACAAAGCCUAUGUCUCCAGGUAUGACAGAAAUAGUACAAUCCCUGGUCACUAGCUCAAGCACAGAAAGUCAUUCCAUGACUUCAACUGUGGAUGUUUACUCAAAUCAACCAGGGAUCACAGCUCCAUGGGUCAACCAUCUUGGAAAAGAAGGUACUUCAGGGAUACUGUCUACUACCAUCUCACCUAGUAUAUCAGAAAUGAUGACAUCACCAUCAGAUAGUCUUUUUUCUGGUGAACCACACACCACAGUGUCAUUGGUCACUCAUAUUGAGGGGCAGCCCAGUUCAGGAAUGUCUACAAAGCCUGUCUCUCUGGGUUUAACAGAAAUUAUAUCAUCUCUUGUCACUAGUGCAAGCACAGAAAGCCAUUCAGUGACUUCAACUGUGGCUGUUUCCCCAGAUCAACCUGGGACCACAGGUUCAUGGGCCACUCAUCCUGGAAAAGAAAGUACUUCAGAGAUUCUAAAUGCAACUAUCUCACCUGCUAUUCCAGACAUAAGGACCUCAACAACUCUGAACCAUACUCCUUCUGAAGAAAAGACAAUAACAUCAUUAGUCACCUAUGAUAGUGGUCAUCACACUCUAUCUACAUCUACUCAUGGUUUCUCUUCAGGCAUAACAGAAAUGACAACAACUCAGGUCACUAGUUCUAGCACAGUGACAUAUGAAACUAGCCCUGCUCUAUUUGUUUCCCCACUGCAAACAGAGUCUAUAGCCUUAAGGACAACUCACGCGGAAAGAGAAACCACUUCAGGUGUUCUAAAUACCACCAUUUCAGCCAAUGUUCCAGACCGUGUUACUUCCACAACUCUUAUUCCUUCUGAACCACAUUCCACAGUUUCAUUUUUUACCCACAUCAGUGAACAGCCCAACUCUACCAUCCCUACUCUGGCUGUCUCUUCAGGUAUAACAAGAAUGACACCAUCACUGGUCCCUAGCUCUGGUACAAAAACCAUUUCAACAGCUACAACCUUGGCAGUUUCUACAGAUCAACCAGAAGCCACAGGUUCAUGGGUCACCCAUUCUGUAAAGGCAGUCACUUCAGACAUAUUAACUACAGCCAUGCCACUUAGUUCUGCAGAAAACACAACUGCAAUGUAUCUUACCAGUGCUCCUUCUGAAACACAGACCAUAACAGCAUUGGUUACCCAUCACAGUGGAUAUUCCAGUUCAUCCAUGUCUAUUCAGGCUGUCUCCUCAGGAGUAACAGAAAUGAAAACAUUACAAGACACUACUACUGGAACAGCAGCACAUGAAUCCAGUCCAGCUCUAUUUGUUUCCCCAGGUCAAACAGAGUCUACUGCCUCAGUGACAACUCAUGCUGAAAAGGAAGAAACUGCAGUUGUCUUAAAUACAACCAUUUCAGCUAGUGUUCCAAACCUCUUUAAUGACACAACUCUUAUUUCUUCUAAACCACAUUCCACCAUUUCUUUUGCCACACAAAUUGGUGAACAGUUCAAUUCAGUUGUGCCUACUCUGGCAGUCUCUCAAAGCUUAACAGAAAUGAUGUUGUCACCGGGCACUAGCUAUGCUGAAGAGAAUAAUUCAACUCUGGCAGUUUCCACAGAUCAUCCAGGGACCACAACCCCAUUGGUUACCUAUCCUGGAAAAGAAAACUCUUCAGGGGAUCUAUCUGCAACCAUCUCACCUAGUGUUCCAGACAUGAUAACCUCAACAACUCUGAACCAUACUCCUUCUGAACCACAGGUCACAGCAUCAUUGGUGACUCCUGCUAAUGGACAUCCCAGUUUAUCCAUGUCUACUCUGUCUGUCUCUUCAGGUGAGACAGAAAGAGUACCAUCACUGGUCACUAGCUUGGGCACAGGAAGCUAUGGAAUUACUUCAACUCUAGAUAUUUCCAUAGGUCAGCCUGAGACUACAGCCACAUUGGUCACCCAUCAUGAAAGAGAAGCCAUAUCUGGGGUACCAACUACUAUCAUUUCAACUGGUGUCCCAGAAAUGAUGACAGCAACAAUUCUUACUCCUUCUGAACCACAGACCAGAAUUUCAUUUGUCACCUCUGCUGAGGGUGAGACCAGUUUAAACCUAUCUACCAUGGUUGUCUCUCCAAAUAUAACAGAAAUCAUGACAUCACAGGCCACUGCUUCUGGGACAGAGACACAUAAAAUUCCUCCAGUUCUAUUUGUUUCCCCAGGUCCAAAGGAGACCACAGCUUCAUGGGUGACUCAUAUUGAAAGAGAAGCCACCUUAGGUUCUCAAACUACCACUAUUUCAACUAAUGUUCCAGAUGAGAUUACUUCACUAACUCUUAUUCCUUCUGAAGCACAUACUGCAGUUUCAUUGGUCACUGACAUUGGGGAACAGCCCACUCCAGCCACAUUUACAAUGCCUGUCUCUCCAGGUAUAACAGAAAUGAUACCAUCACUGGUCACUAGUUCUGGCUCAGAAAGUCAUCCAGUGACUUCAACUCUGGCCAUUUCCCUAGGACCAACAGCCCCAUUGGUCACCUAUCCUGGAAAAGAAGGCACUUCAAUGGCUGUAACUACAACCAUCUCACCUAGUACAGAUACAAUGACCUCAAUAAGUCUGAACCACACUCCUUCUAAACCACAGAUCAUAACAUCGAUCACCCAUGCUGGUGGACAUCCAAGUUCAUCCAUGUCUACUAAAGCUGUCUCUCCAGGUAUAACAGAAAUGAAACCAUCAGUAUAUACUGGUUUUGGCACAGAAAGUUAUGCAAAGACUACAAUUCUGGCUGUUUCCUCAGGGUUAUCUGAGAUCACAGUUCCAUGGGCCACCAAUCCUGGAAGAGAAGGUACUUUAGGGGUUUUAUCUACAACCAUCUCCCCUAGUGUGCCAGAAAUAAUGUCUGCACCAACUCUUAUUCCUUCUGAAGCACAUACUGCCAUUUCAUUGGUCACUGACAUUGGGGAGCAACCCAGUUCAGCCAUGUCUACAAGCCCUGCUUCUCUAGGUAUAACAGAAAUGAUACCAUCACUGGUUACUAGUUCUGGCUCAGAAAGUCAUGUAGUAACUUCAACUAUGGCCAUUUCCCCAGGUCAAACAGAGACCACAGCCCUAUGGUCCAGCCGUCCUAGACAAGAAGACACUUCUGGAGUUGUAACUCUAGCCAUCUCACCUAGUGCUUCUGGUCUGAUGACCUCAACAUCUCUGAACCACAUUACUUCUGAACCACAGACCACAACAUUGUUCAUCAAUGCCGGGGGACAGCCUACUUUAUCUACAUCUUCCCUGGCUAUCUCUUCCCAUGUAACAGAAACAAUACCAGUCACUAGCUCUGGUGUGACAGAAAAGAUGACUUCACCAAAUCUUAUUUCUUCUGAAGCACAUACCACAAUUUCUAUGGUCACCCACACUGCAGAGCAGCUUAGUUCAACCAUGUCUACAAGGCCUGUCUCUUCCCAUGUAACAGAAACAAGACCAUCACUAGCCACUAGAUCUCACAAAGAAAGUGAUUUAGUAUCUUCCACUCUGGCUGCUUCUACAAGUCAGCAAGAGACCACAGCCUCAUGGGUCACUCUUCCUGUAACAGAAGCCACUUCAAGUAUUCCAAGGACACCCAUCUCUCCUAGUGUUCCAGACAUAAUGGCCUCACCCACUCUUUUUCCUUCUGAACCAUAUACCACAAUGACUUUAGAAUCCCACAUUGGGGGAGAGUCCAGUUCAGGCAUGUCUACAAGGCCUGUCCCUCCAAGUAUGACUGAAAUGAUGACAUCACUGGUCACUACUUCUGAGACAGAGACACAUUCAUCUACUCUAACUCUAUCUGUUUCAACUCAAACAGAGGCCACAGCCUCUUGGGUCAGCCAUCCUGGAAAGGAAGCAACAUCAACAAUUUCUACUCUGUCUACUUUACUUGGUGAGCCAAAAAGAACUGAAACAUGGCUCACUCUUUCUGCCAAACCCAACACACCACUUUCCACAACAACUCCUACAUUUUCAUAUAGUGAAUCAGACAUCACUCCUUCAGCUUCUAAGACAGAGGCCACUCCAGCCAUUCCAAAAACUCUUUCAUCUGGUGUACAAUAUAUGACCACUCCUCUGGUUCCUGGUUCUACAACAGACAAUAGUAUGAUUUUUCUUCCAUUGAGUACACUGAUGCGUGAACCAACAUCAGCAGUCUCCUCGAUCACUCAAUCUACCUUAACCCAACAAACUUCCAGUUUUUCUGAUAGUGGUUUAGAUAUAACAACCUCAAUAGUCAAUUAUCCUGGAAUAGAGACCAAUUCAUCUGUGCCAACAAUGACUGUCUCUUCUGGAGCACCAGGUGUAAUGAUCUCACAAUUUACUAGCUCUGGGCCAUCAAAGAGUGCAUUUCCAGCUACAGUUCUGUCUCCUAGUAAACCAAAAAGCACAGCCUCAUUAACCACCCUCCUCAGUCCAGAGACUAACAGAACAUUACCUGUUUCAACUGGUUUUCCUUCAACUGUCUUGGAGACCACAUCCUCUGAACCAAUUACACCCAGAGUAGACAGUAAUGCAACUCUCUUAACACAGACCAUCUCUUCUGGUGGACCAGAAAUGACAAAAUUCCUCUUGAACUCAUUUGUGACUGAGGACAGCAGAAAUGACCUGGGUACAACAUUUUCAUCUAGUGUUUCUGAAAAAACAGCAUCUCUCUCCAUCCACUCUGGAACUGACACCAACACAACCAUUCUAACUGUAACCCCUUCCCUUGUUUUAGCAAGAACCACAGGCUUCUGGACUUCCAUCCCUUCAACAGAAUCUACUCUGACUAUACCCCAUAGUGUCUCUGGGUUUCCUGGUGCUCCUACAACUAGUAAAUUUAGCAGUGCAAUUUUACAGAGCACAGAAAGUUCAGCAUCUGUCACUACAGUUAGACUUCCCAAUUUUGUCAGUGAUGUCACAAGCCCUGUAAUGACCUUGAUAUCAUCAGAGUCCUCAACAAUCUCACUUACUGACCUGGAAACUACAAGUGAGACUUCUCAUUUAGCUACCACAAGUUCAAGACCCACUGAGGCUAAGACCACAACUACACUACAUGGAAGUCCUUUUGCCCCUAUGGCUACCUCCCGAUUGUCCACAUGGUCUUCUGAGAAUGUGACUUCAAGACCAAUGCCAGUCUCACCUCUGGUGCACUUCACAGUCAACUUCACCAUCACUAACCUCAAGUACGAAGAGGGCAUGCAUCGCCCUGGAUCUUGGAAGUUUAAUGCCACUGAGAGAAUCCUACAAAGAUUGCUCUGGCCUUUGUUCAAUAAAACAAAAAUCAGCCUCCUGUAUUCUGGCUGCAGACUGAUCUCACUCAGGCCUGAGAAAGAUGAAGCAGCCACAGGAGUAGAUGCCAUCUGUAGUCACCAUCCAGACCCCACUGGAUCUGAGCUGGACAAUGAGCAGGUGUACUGGGAAUUGCGCAAGCUCACCAAUGAUGUCACCCAGCUGGGCCCUUACACCUUAGACCAGAACAGUCUUUACAUCAAUGCUUCUGUGGUGACCACCAUUUCUAGCAGGAUGACAACUCCUGUCUCCAGUCCCACAGCAGCAAGCCCUGUCCUGGUGCAUUUUACUAUCAACUUCACCAUCACUAACUUAGCAUUUGAAGAGGACAUGAGUCGUCCUGGGUCGACAAAGUUCAAUAUCACUGAGAGUAUCCUGCAGAACCUGGUGAGAAUCCUGCUUACUGUACCUGGCCCUGCAAACAGAUCUGAAAAUGAUGGUGCAGGCACAGGAGUGGAUGCUGUCUGCACUCACCACCCUGACCCCACUGGCCUGGGACUGGACAGAAAGAUGGUUUAUUCGGAGCUCAGAAGGCUGACCUAUGAUGUCACCAGGCUGGGCCCUUACACUCUGGACCAGAACAGUCUCUAUGUUGCUGGUUACACACAUCAAGUUCUGGGGACCACCACCAAGCUGGCAGCCUCCAUUCCAGUGACUUUUACCAUCAACUUCACUGUCAUUAAUCUGGAGUAUGUGGAAGAGAUGGGUCACCCAGGAUCCAGGAAGUUCAAUGCCACUGAGAGAAUCCUGAAGAGACUGCUCAGGACAUUGUUCAGUAAAACCAGCCUUGGCCCCCAGUACGAAGGAUGCAGACUGACAUUGCUCAGGCCUGAGGACAGUGGAGCAGCCACAGGAGUAGAUGCCAUCUGUAUCUACCACCCCAACACUUCUAAUCAAGAACUGGACAGAGAGCAUGUGUACUGGGAGCUGAAAAGACUGAACGAUGGAAGCAUGCAGCUAGGGCCCUACACCCUGGACCACAACAGUCUCUAUGUCAAUGGUUACACACAGCAGAUUCUGGCCACCACCCACAGGACAUCAGUGGUGGCUAAUGUUUCUGAAGGAAUGCCAAACACUUCCUCCAUUCCUACAGCUGCCCCUGUCCUGUUACCUUUCAUUAUCAACUUCACCAUCAUUAACCUGGAGUUUGAAGAGGACAUGGGUCAUCCUGGAUCCAGGAAGUUCAACAUCACUGAGAGAACCCUGCAGAGGCUGCUUAGGUUCUUGUUCAAUAAAACCAGUAUUGGGCCAUUGUAUGCUGGCUGCAGACUGAUCUUGCUCAGGCGUGAGAAAGAUGGAGCAGCCACCGGGGUAGAUGCCACCUGUACCUAUCAUCUAGACCCUACUGGCCAUAGGCUAGAAAAUGAGCAACUAUAUGGGGAGCUGAGCAGUCUGACUCAGGGUGUUACCCAGCUGGGCCCCUACUUCCUGGACCAGAACAGUCUCUAUGUCAAUGGUUACACACACCAGAUCCUGGCUACAACACCCAGAAUGUCUAUGGCAAACAUUGUUUCUUCAAUUAUGCCAGCUCCCACCUCCAAUCUCACAGGUAAAAUUCUCUCUGAAAAUGCUUCAGGAGAUUUCAAUAACAGAAGGCAGGAGAAAGGGUGGAGAACCAUGUCCAAAGGGAUCCUAAGGUUAACAAAUGAUGUUCAGAGACAGAAAAUAAGACAAAGUUCAGAUAAUGUGUUUCUCACAUCCUGUCCCUCUCCUGUAGUGGCAGCCCCCAUUCCAGUGACUUUUACCAUCAACUUCACUGUCAUUAAUCUGGAGUAUGUGGAGGAGAUGGGUCACCCAGGAUCCAGGAAGUUCAAUGCCACUGAGAGAAUCCUGCAGAGACUGCUCAGGACAUUGUUCAGUAAAACCAGCCUUGGCCCCCAGUACGAAGGAUGCAGACUGACAUUGCUCAGGCCUGAGGACAGUGGAGCAGCCACAGGAGUAGAUGCCAUCUGUAUCUACCACCCCAACACUUCUAAUCAAGAACUGGACAGAGAGCAUGUGUACUGGGAGCUGAAAAGACUGAACGAUGGCAGCAUGCAGCUAGGGCCCUACACCCUGGACCACAACAGUCUCUAUGUCAAUGGUUACACACAGCAGAUUCUGGCCACCACCCACAGGACUGCCCCUGUCCUGUUACCUUUCAUUAUCAACUUCACCAUCAUUAACCUGGAGUUUGAAGAGGACAUGGGUCAUCCUGGAUCCAGGAAGUUCAACAUCACUGAGAGAACCCUGCAGAGGCUGCUUAGGUUCUUGUUCAAUAAAACCAGUAUUGGGCCAUUGUAUGCUGGCUGCAGACUGAUCUUGCUCAGGCGUGAGAAAGAUGGAGCAGCCACCGGGGUAGAUGCCACCUGUACCUAUCAUCUAGACCCUACUGGCCAUAGGCUAGAAAAUGAGCAACUAUAUGGGGAGCUGAGCAGUCUGACUCAGGGUGUUACCCAGCUGGGCCCCUACUUCCUGGACCAGAACAGUCUCUAUGUCAAUGGUUACACACACCAGAUCCUGGCUACAACACCCAGAAUGUCUAUGGCAAACAUUGUUUCUUCAAUUAUGCCAGCUCCCACCUCCAAUCUCACAGGUAAAAUUCUCUCUGAAAAUGCUUCAGGAGAUUUCAAUAACAGAAGGCAGGAGAAAGGGUGGAGAACCAUGUCCAAAGGGAUCCUAAGGUUAACAAAUGAUGUUCAGAGACAGAAAAUAAGACAAAGUUCAGAUAAUGUGUUUCUCACAUCCUGUCCCUCUCCUGUAGUGGCAGCCCCCAUUCCAGUGACUUUUACCAUCAACUUCACUGUCAUUAAUCUGGAGUAUGUGGAGGAGAUGGAUCACCCAGGAUCCAGGAAGUUCAAUGCCACUGUGAGAAUCCUUCAGAGACUGCUCAGGUCAUUGUUCAGUAAAACCAGCCUUGGCCCCCAGUACGAAGGAUGCAGACUGACAUUGCUCAGGCCUGAGGACAGUGGAGCAGCCACAGGAGUAGAUGCCAUCUGUAUCUACCACCCCAACACUUCUAAUCAAGAACUGGACAGAGAGCAUGUGUACUGGGAGCUGAAAAGACUGAACGAUGGCAGCAUGCAGCUAGGGCCCUACACCCUGGACCACAACAGUCUCUAUGUCAAUGGUUACACACAGCAGAUUCUGGCCACCACCCACAGGACAUCAGUGGUGGCUAAUGUUUCUGAAGGAAUGCCAAACACUUCCUCCAUUCCUACAGCUGCCCCUGUCCUGUUACCUUUCAUUAUCAACUUCACCAUCAUUAACCUGGAGUUUGAAGAGGACAUGGGUCAUCCUGGAUCCAGGAAGUUCAACAUCACUGAGAGAACCCUGCAGAGGCUGCUUAGGUUCUUGUUCAAUAAAACCAGUAUUGGGCCAUUGUAUGCUGGCUGCAGACUGAUCUUGCUCAGGCGUGAGAAAGAUGGAGCAGCCACCGGGGUAGAUGCCAUCUGUACCUAUCAUCUAGUCCCUACUGGCCAUAGGCUUGAAAAUGAGCAACUAUAUGGGGAGCUGAGCAGUCUGACUCAGGGUGUUACCCAGCUGGGCCCCUACUUCCUGGACCAGAACAGUCUCUAUGUCAAUGGUUACACACACCAGAUCCUGGCUACAACACCCAGAAUGGCAGCCCCCAUUCCAGUGACUUUUACCAUCAACUUCACUGUCAUUAAUCUGGAGUAUGUGGAGGAGAUGGGUCACCCAGGAUCCAGGAAGUUCAAUGCCACUGAGAGAAUCCUGCAGAGACUGCUCAGGUCAUUGUUCAGUAAAACCAGCCUUGGCCCCCAGUACGAAGGAUGCAGACUGACAUUGCUCAGGCCUGAGGACAGUGGAGCAGCCACAGGAGUAGAUGCCAUCUGUAUCUACCACCCCAACACUUCUAAUCAAGAACUGGACAGAGAGCAUGUGUACUGGGAGCUGAAAAGACUGAACGAUGGCAGCAUGCAGCUAGGGCCCUACACCCUGGACCACAACAGUCUCUAUGUCAAUGCGUCAGUGGUGGCUACUGUUUCUGAAGGCAUGCCAAAAACUUCCUCCAUUCCUACAGCCUCAAGCUCUGCUCUGCUGCUGCUCACUCUUAACUUCACUAUCACCAACCUACCCUACACGAAGGACAUGUGGGACCCAGGAUACGCCAAGUUCAACAAAGUAGAGAAAGUCCUGCAGCUCCUGCUCAAACCUUUGCUUCAAAAUACCAGUGUUGGCCUACUCUAUUCUGGUUGCAGAUUGACCUCACUCAGUCCCAGGAGGAAUGGAGAAGCCACUGGAGUGGAUAUAGUUUGCACCUAUCACCCUGACCACAUAGGUCAUGACCUGGCCAGAGAGCAACUGUACUUGGAGCUGAGCAAGCUGACCUAUGGUGUCACUCAGCUGGGCCCCUACACUUUGGAUCAGGACAGCCUCUAUGUUAAUGGCAAUGAUACCAUUAUAGUACCCAUCACACUCAACUUCACCAUCACCAACUUGCACUAUACAGAGGAGAUGGGACAUCCAGGUUCUUUGAAGUUUAACUCCACUAAGUGGAUCUUACAUUAUUGGUUUGACACCUUACUCAAUAAGACCAGCAUUGCCCCACAGUACUCUGGAUGUAGAUUGGCUUCACUCAGGUCUGACAACCAUAGAGCAGCCACAGGGGUGGACAUCAUCUGCACUUUUCACUCUGAUCCCAUGAGUCCAGUGUUAGACCAAGAUCAGUUAUUUUGGGAGUUGAGCCAUGAGACCCAUGGCAUCACCCGUCUGGGCCCCUACACCCUGGACCAGAACAGUCUCUACAUUAAUGGUGACCAUUUUGGAGGUGCAGCCCCAACUACCACCACUGGGGAAGUUAAUGAAGAGAUGUUCACAGUGAACUUCACCAUCAACAACCUGCGUUACUCAGCUGACAUGGGCCAAGUUGGCUCCCCCAAGUUCAAUAUCACAGAUACACUCAUGCAGCACCUGCUCCGCCCUUUGUUUCAGAGAAGCAGCCUUGGCCCCCUAUACACAGGCUGUAGAGUAGCCACUCUAAGGUCAGUGAAGAAUGGUGCCCAGACCCAGGUAGAUGUCCUCUGUACAUACCACCAGGUUCCCAAUAGUCUGGGACUUCCUGCCAAGUCAAUUUUCUAUGAUCUAAGUUGGCAAACCCAUGGAAUCACCCAACUGGGUCCUUACUCUCUGGAUAAAGACAGCCUUUACAUCAAUGGUUACAAUGAACCUGGUCCGGAUGUACCUCCUACAACUCCAGAGCCAGCCACCACCAUCUUACCCUCCCCACCAGUUUCUCUACAGCCAGAGUCCAGUACAGCUAUGUGGCACCACCUGGAAACCUUCACAAUCAACUUCACUAUCUCCAACCUUCAAUACUCAGCAGAUAUGAUCAGUGGCUCAGCCAUGUUCAACUCCAUUGAGAAUGUCCUGCAACACCUGCUUGGAGCCUUGUUUCAGAAUAGCUCCCUUAACUCAAGUUGCAGACUGGUCUCCCUCAGACCUGAGAAGAAUGGAACAUUCACAGGUGUGGUGACCACCUGCACAUAUCAGAAUGACACUGCACAUCCUGGAAUGGACACAUGGGGUCUGUACUCAGAACUGAGCCUUCUGAGCCAUGGAGUCACCCAACUGGGAAACUACACACUGGAGAAUCAUAGCCUCUAUGUAAAUGGUUACAAUGGACUUGGUUCAGACAUACUUACUACAACUCCUGAGCCAAGCACCACCAUCCUGCCGUUUACAUUGACAUCUAUGCAGCCAGAAUCCGCCACAGCUGUAGAGCAUCACCUAAAGACUUUCACAAUCAGUUUCACCAUCUCUAAUCUUCCAUAUUCAGAAGACAUGAGCUAUAGCUCAGUCAUGUUCAACUCCACUGAGAGUGUUCUACAGAACUUGCUUAUACCCUUGCUCCAGAAUAUCUCAUUCAACCCAAGAUGCAGACUGAUCUCCAUCAGGCCUGAAAAGAAUCAAACCUCCAGUAAUGUAAAUGUCAUUUGCUCCUACCAACAUGACUCUACACAUCCUGGACUGUACACAGAGGAGCUAUAUUUAGAAUUGAGUAAUCUGACCUACGGAGUUACUCAACUGGGCAACUAUACAUUGGACAAAGAUAGUCUCUAUGUGAAUGGUUACAGUGGAACUGGCACAGAAGAACCAAUCACAAAUCCUGAAUCAGCCACUACGAUUACUACCAUGCUGCCUUCUCCAUCAACACUCGUGCAAACAGAAUCCACCACAGCUUUGGGGCACCACUUGAAGAUUAUUACAGUCAGCUUUACCAUUUCCAACCUUCCAUAUUCAGCAAAUAUGAACAAUGGCUCAGCUGUGUUCAACUCCACUGAGACACUCAUAAAGAACCUGAUGGAACCCUUGCUCCAUAAUGCUUCUUUCAACUCAAGCUGCAGACUGGAUUCCCUCAGGCCUGAUAAGAAUGGAACUGCCACUGGUGUAGAGGCCAUCUGCACUUACUUACAUGACCCAGCAAAUCCUGGGUUGGACACCCAGGAACUGUACUCAGACCUAAGCAAACUGACUCAUGGAAUAACCCAACUGGGCAACUAUACACUGGACAAAGAAAGUCUACAUGUGAAUUGCUAUAAUAAACCUGGUCAAGAAGAACCUUCUACAACCCCUGAGCCAGCCACCACUAUGCUACCUUCUCCAUCUACUUCUCUGCAGCCCGAAUCUACAACAGCUAUGGGGUACCAUCAGCAGAUCCUCACAAUCAACUUCACCAUAACCAACCUUCCAUAUUCAUCAAAUAUGAGCAAUGCCUCAGCUGUGUUCAGCUCAACUGAGAGUGUCCUCCAGCACCUGCUUGAACACCUGUUCCAGAAUGGCUCCUUCAACUCUAGUUGCAGACUGGAUUCCCUCAGGCCUAAGAAGAAUGGAACAGCCACUGGUGUGGAUGCCAUCUGUGCCUUCUACCAUGACCCUGCACAUCCUUGGAUGGACAUCCAGGAGCUGUAUUCACAGCUGAAAAAUCUAACCCAGGGAAUCACCCAGCUGGGCAACUACUCACUGGACAAGGAUAGUUUAUUUGUCAAUGGUUACAAUGACCAUGGUGCAGAAGGGCUUCCUACAACUCCUGAGUCACCCACCACCAUCCUGGCUUCUCCAUCAACAUCUAUGCAGCCAGAACCCACAACAGCCAUGGAGCAUUUGAAGACUUUCACACUCAACUUUACCAUCUCCAACCUCCCAUACUCAGCAGACAUGAGCUCAGCCAUGUUCAACUCCACUGAGAGGAUCCUGCAGCACCUGCUUGGACCAUUUUUCCAGAAUGAAUCCCUCUACUCAGAUUGCAAACUGGUUUCCCUCAGGUCUAAGAAAAAUGGAACAGCAACGGGGGUGAAUGCCAUCUGCUCCUACCAUCAUAACCCAGCAUAUCCUGAGCUUGACAUUCAGGAGCUGUACACAAAGCUGAGCCAGCUGAUUCAUGGAGUUACACAUCUUGGCAGCUAUAUGCUGGACCAGAAUAGUCUCUAUGUCAAUGGUUAUACUCACAAGAUUGCAGGAACUAGCCCUAGUGACAUGAAGCCACCAAUUCUUCUGCCAACAGAAAUCCCAACAAGUUCCAAUUCUCAGCAUUUCAACCUCAACUUCACCAUCACCAACCUACCCUAUUCCCAAGACAUAGCACAGCCAGGCACCACCAAACACCAGCAAAACAAAAGAAGUAUUGAAUAUGCGCUCAAUCAGCUUUUCAGAAACAGCAGCAUCAAGAGUUACUUUUCAGACUGUCAAGUUUUAGCCUUCAGGUCUGUCUCCAACAGCAACCACACAGGAGUAGAUUCUGUGUGUAACUUCUCACCAUUGGCUCGACAAGUGGAUCGAGUUUCUAUCUACAAGGAAUUCCUUCGGAUGACACAAAAUGGUACCCAGUUGCUAAACUUCACAUUGGACCGGAAGAGUGUUCUUGUGGAUGGGUAUUGUUCAAGCAGGGAUGAUGAUGUGAUAAAGAAUUCUGGUCUUCCCUUCUGGGCUAUCAUUCUCAUCUGCUUGGCAGUACUACUGAUACUCAUCACAUGCCUGAUGUGCUGUUUCCUGGUGACUAUCUGCAGAAGAAAAAAGGAGGGAGACUACCAGGUUCAACGUCAUCGCCUAGGUUACUACCUGCCUCACCUAGACCUGAGGAAGCUCCCAUGACUCCACCUACCAGGGGUACUUUCUCCCUAGCAGGGUCCAAAGAAUAAACCACAUU